Messenger RNA from Leptomonas pyrrhocoris, 413 nucleotides. RefSeq lists its product as hypothetical. The record is from RefSeq and is a predicted model, not a curated record. NCBI's taxonomy places the organism in Eukaryota, Euglenozoa, Kinetoplastea, Trypanosomatida, Trypanosomatidae. Bases 189 to 413 code for a protein of 74 amino acids. The transcript has a single exon.
AGUGGCAUUCUCUUUCCUCUUUCGUUCUUUUCUUGGUUGCCUCGUGCGCUUAUCGACCACAUAAACCACUUGACUUACACGGCUGCUUUUCUAUUAGACCUCCCCGCUUUCUCUGCCUUCACAGCUCUCAAGCGCACACGCACACACACUCUCCCUUUCCAACCCAAUCCCUCUUCCCCCAGUUCAUCAUGGCUGCUCCGUCUGCUGCGAUCAAGAAGGCCUCCGCGAAGAAGGCCGGCUCCCGCAAGGUAGCGCACAAGGCGGCGGCGAAGAAGGCCGCGCCGAAGAAGGGCGGAGCGAAGAAGGCCGCCCACAAGAAGCCUGCGAAGAAGGCCGCGAAGAAGGCCGUGAAGAGGGCGGCGCCGAAGAAGGCCGGCCACAAGAAGCCGGCGAAGAAGGCGGCGAAGAAGUAA